Messenger RNA from Durusdinium trenchii, 797 nucleotides. Lineage: Eukaryota; Dinophyceae; Suessiales; Symbiodiniaceae. The record is from the annotation of a GenBank genome assembly.
UUGAUACUUUGAGUGUGUUUUUCCGUGGAAAGUUAUCAGCGUACAUGACCGAAUUUGGCCGGUUGGUUCUGCUAAUUGGUGACUACCACACACCACAAAGGAAGGCUGAUGUCCCGUCAUGUUUCAAGGAGUUACUGAAUACCGACAAGAUUGGCAUGGUUUUAUGCACUGGAAAUGUUGGAUCGCAGUCUGUCGCAGAGCAUCUCCGAACCAUUGCCGGCGAGGAUUGUCACAUUGUUUGUGGGGAUGCUGACCAUGAUUUCAACUUUCCAGAGACAUGCGUCACAAACGUUGGAGACUUCAAAGUUGGUGUGGUUCACGGCCAUCAACUCGUGCCUUGGGGUGAUGACAACUCCCUAGUGAAAUUUGCCGGAAGACUUGGAGUCGACAUUCUUGUGUCAGGCCACACGCACAGGUGGACUCAUGCUACGGCUAUGGUUAAAUGGGGAGAAUCAGUGCACAGGAACAGCAUCGUGGAGCUUGGAGGAAAGUUCUUGAUCAAUCCUGGUUCAGUUACAGGUGCUUGCAAUGCAGUGGGGGAGUUUGAUAUUACGCCGUCCUUCAUGUUGAUGGCCGUGCAGGAGAAAUCAGUGGUCCUUUACACUUACGAGUUGAAAGAAGGCCAAAACGAACCUGAAGUGAAAAUGAAUGAGCUCAAGCGAUGACAAGGAUGUCAAGAGUUUGGGGUUGAUUGAAUAUCAAUGCCCGACUUGCAAUUUGCGUACAGUCCUGCACUGGAUGGAGUUGGUGAAUGCCGCAAGAUACUGCGCAUUGCAAGAGCUUUGCCGGAAGGUCAA